Molecule: messenger RNA, 1126 nt
Organism: Vanessa atalanta (red admiral)
Lineage: Eukaryota; Metazoa; Arthropoda; Insecta; Lepidoptera; Nymphalidae
Exons: 4
Coding region: 183-833 (216 amino acids)
Source: RefSeq, a predicted model, not a curated record
CCGAGGUGGACGUGUUUUCCGUUAAAUUGCGAAACAUACUAUCGUCGUAGUAGUAAAAUAAAGUUUCGUAAAUAUUGUUGUUAAUCGAUUUGGGUAGUCUUCUAAAAUACAAAUAUAUAAAGUUUUAGUUAACUCAUCACUGCAGUGCCGGCUUACUAUUUAAGUUCCGCUUCGAGUGAACAAUGGCCAUCAUUUCUCUACAACACACGUAUUUUUUCAUUCUGCUCACAUUAUUAGUUGGUCAAGGAGAUGGACAUUGGAAGAAAUCAUCUAAGAAUAUCCUUCAACGUGAUAUGAAAUUGUAUAAGAAAAUGACCGAAAAAAUGAAGGAAGAACUCGAGGAAUUCUAUGGUGAAUACUCAAAUGAACCAAUCAACGAUUACUUUCUUGAAGAAAUAGAUUACGUUCAGAGUAAAAUCGAAAAACAUUUGAGACCUAAAAUAAAAAACGAUAAAAGUAAAAAAAUUACUUACUCCCACGUUAAUUUUUCUGAAAAUGAUCGUUAUGUUAAAAGUCCACACAAUAAAGAAUAUGCUACCAAUAAAUCGUCCGAAAAUCACGACAAUAACUCCAUUGACGAAUCCGAUACAACAACGAAUAUCAAGUGGCCUAAAUUUGAAGACAUUUUACUAGCAAUUGGCAAACAAUACGAUUGGAAAAAUGACAGAUGGAUAAAAGUUAAAGCAAAAAUGAGGGAUAAACAAAAAAACAAAUUAAAUAAACUAGAUAACGUCGCAGAACAUCAGAAACACAAUUUUAAAUAUAGAAUUGUAAAAUUAAACAGAGCUAAGAGUAAAAGAAAAAUCGUUAUAGCCGUAACAGCUGUUAGAUAGAAUCAAAACUUUAUAAGAAGUCAGAAUAAUAACAUAACAUCUCCUUAUAUUAUAUAAUGUUAAAGGGACCAAUGGGGCUGAUUCGUUAAUUGAUAAUUUAAAUCAUGCUAUUCGGCAAAGUUAAUAAUAGAACCGCACGUGAGAAAAAAAAAAUUGGCAAAAUCUUUAACAUACCAUUUAUAUAAUAAUAAACUUCCCUCACUUAUUGAUCCUCACAGAAAACAUAUUAAUAAAUAAGGUAUUAAGCAAUAAUUCUGUUGAUGAAACCAAUAUCAUGUAUUCCGUGUUUCCCU